Messenger RNA from Pygocentrus nattereri (red-bellied piranha), 830 nucleotides. RefSeq names its product lysozyme C-like. Lineage: Eukaryota; Metazoa; Chordata; Actinopteri; Characiformes; Serrasalmidae. Gene Ontology annotation, molecular function: lysozyme activity. Bases 69 to 494 code for a protein of 141 amino acids. The transcript has 4 exons. The record is from RefSeq and is a predicted model, not a curated record.
GCAAGGCAGGCAGAACACACACAACACUCAGCAACACUUCCAGACGUUCUUUCUUGUCCUGCAGCACAAUGAAGAUUUGGUUGCUCCUCUUUCUGGUUGCGGUGGCCAGUGCCAAGGUGUUCGACAGAUGCGAGCUGGCAAGAACGCUGAAAGCAGCUGGAAUGUCCGGCUUCAAAGGUGUCAGUCUGGCUAACUGGGUUUGCACGGCUUACGCGGAGUCCCGCUACAACACUCAGAUCACCAACAAAAACACUGACGGCUCAACGGACUAUGGCAUUUUCCAGAUCAACAAUCGCUGGUGGUGCUCUGAUGGCCAGUUCCCCAGCCACAACGGCUGUCGAAUCUCCUGCAAGCUACUGACUGAUAACAUCUCUGCAGCCAUCCAGUGUGCCAAGACCAUAGUGAGUCAGCAGGGCAUCUCAGCAUGGGUGGGGUGGCGUAAUAAAUGUAAGAACCAAGAUGUGAGCCGGUACAUCGCAGGUUGUGGAGUUUAAAUGAACUGAAUGAGCAGGGAAUGAUGGACUGCAAGCUGAAUUAACUGCAUCUUGUGAAUACUGUACCACUUUUCUAGCACAUAGUUUCAUAUUUUUCUUUUCCAUAAAAUAUUAAAAGCACUUGUGCUGUAUUACUGCUUAACUCAAAGCAGGUAAGCUGAACACAAUAUCAGUUUUUAAUUUGGUAAACAUCCAUAAAAUCUUUUAAGAAGAAAACAUGCUGCAAAUAGCAAAGGGGAAAUACAUGAUUGUAGUGCUGUAAUGUUAGUAAUCAUUAUCAAGAUUUGUGUAUAUCAACAUGAGAAAAGCAUGAAAUAAAUAGCUAGAAAAUGCAAA